Oikopleura dioica is the source of this 708-nucleotide messenger RNA. The record is from the annotation of a GenBank genome assembly. NCBI's taxonomy places the organism in Eukaryota, Metazoa, Chordata, Appendicularia, Copelata, Oikopleuridae.
AUGUUAUCGGCUCAAAAACGAAACUUAUCAUUGGUCCAACGCGGAAUUUUAGCAGUUGGCUGUGGAAUUACGGCGGUUCGUGAUCCCUACAGAUAUGACUGCGUAGCCUACGCCACAGAAGCAACAACACUUCCCUCUCAACUUGAUCAAGUCAGAACACGCAUUUUGUCAACAGAAGAAGGAAACCGCCUUCUCGAAUCAAAGCCAGUCAUCAAUUCUUCAACAGUCGAUUUCGAUGCGCUAAAGAAUCUUCCUUCUCAGACUUUAGGACACGAGUACCAGGCUAUGCUCGAGCGACAGAAGAUUUCUCCUGACACUCGAGUGCCGGUGAAAUACGUAGAAGACGAAGAUCAAGCAAUGUUCCGACAAGUCGCUAGAAACUCGCUCCGGGCUUCUGGCCGCACUUCGCUGACCAAGACCUCGAAGAGAUCCGUCGGAAUGGACUUGGGUAUGUACAACGUGAGCUACAAGUGGGGCGCCUACCAGGAUCCCGUCUUCACCGCCAUGUUCCAAACCGUCUCUCUCGGCUUCCUCGUGUUCAUCUUCUACCACUCCUUCUACGACGGAGACCAUCACUUGCCCGGACGUGGCUCCGUCAUCAGACCCAAGUUCCAGCACCAGAUGGAUGCUCUUUACUUGAACGAAGAGUUGGGUCUUCCUUCUCCUCACACACCUUCUGCUGCUCCAGCUGAGGAGGAAGAAGAAUAA